CGCCACUCUCUCAGUCGUCAUCUGAACGCGACCGGCACCACAAGUCACAAAUCAAAAUGAACGCCAAGGUGAUAACCACGCUGCUGGUCUUCUUCUUGGUCGGUCAAGUUCAAAGCUACAAGAUACUGUUUCUGGUUCCGUUUCCCGGUCCCAGCCACUGGCUGAUGCUGAAGCACUUUAUACGCGAGCUCACAGAAGUCCGUGGCCACGAGGUAACGUGCAUCACGAGCUUCAAGUUUGGCGAACCGCUGAGCCGGUACCAGGAAGUGUUGAUCGAGCCGGCUUAUCCGAUAAGGGAGAAGUUUCCGCUGUCGGCGAUCUUCAACACGGCAACCUACAGCAGUGACUACAACAAUCUGUUCUUGUACUGGAAGAUGGGGCUAGAUACUAGUCGUUUUGCGUUGGAAAGCCAGGCUGUUCAGCAGUUCAUCAAGCGAAAUGACCUUUCGUUUGACCUUGUGGUGUCCGAGCAGUUCUUCCAGGAGAGUUGGCUAAUGUUUGCGCACAAGUUCAAUGCUCCCAUCGUUACGAUCAGCACUUACGGCUAUUCGGACUUUAUGGAUCGAGCGAUGGGAAUCCUGACGCCAUGGUCUUUUGUUCCUCACAUGAUUCUGGAUUACGAGGAUGACAUGAACUUUCUCCAGAGGGCGUACAAUGUGCUGGUGUCGUCGGUUGAUUACGUGAUCCGAGAGUUGUACUAUCUCCCUCAACAAGAUAAGCUAGCGAAGGAGUUUUUCGGUGAUUUAGUACGUGAGCGUGGUCCGCUACCCAGCGUUCGAGAACUUGAAAAAUCAAUCUCAGUCAUUUUGAUCAACGCUCACCCUACGCUAACCAAACCUCGUCCUUCUACCGUUGGUUUAGUAAACAUUGCUGGAGCACAUAUUAGACACCCAAAGCCGCUUCCAGAAGACCUACAGCGUUUUAUGGAUGGCGCCGAACACGGUGUAAUCUACUUCUCCCUGGGAGCCUACCUUCAAAGCUCGGAAAUCCCUCCAGCAAAACGAGCAACCCUCCUCAAAGUAUUUUCCAACCUCAAGCAGCGAGUAAUCUGGAAAUUCGAAACGGACACCAUCGAAGAUGUACCCAAAAACGUAAUGAUCCGCAAAUGGGCACCGCAGAACGACAUCCUAGCGCACAAAAACGUCAUCCUCUUCAUCUCCCACGGGGGCCAGUUCGGCACCUUUGAAUCCAUGUAUCACGGAGUCCCAACGCUGUUUAUGCCCUUCUUUGGGGACCAACACCGGAACGCCCUCCGAGCGGUUCGCAGUGGCUACGCUGGCCACAUGAUGUUCCAGGACGUCACCGAGGAGUCAUUUGGGGCACGCAUUCGGCAGCUGAUCGAGGAUCGGACGUUCUACACCCGUGCCAAGGAGAUAUCCGCGCUGUUCCGGGAUACCAUCGUAGAACCCAUGAACGAGUCCAUCUACUGGAUGGAGUACGUAGUGAGGCAUAAGGGAGCGACACAUUUGAAGUCGAAGGCGGUAAACUUGUCGAUUGCGCAGUACCUGUCGCUUGAUGUACUCGGAGCUGUAAUGCUGGUCGUGGUGAUUUUCUUCGCGGGUGUUAAGGUUUGCUGCUGCGGUAAAGUGGGACGUAAAGUUAACAAGAAGAAGACGCAGUAAAUAUUUGGUUUGAAAUUUUAGGGGUUUUACAGAUUUGUCUUCAAUUUAGAGCAGACAAUUAAGACAAAAAAAUAAUCAAAACACGUUGGUUAAAAAAAAGUACGCUUCAAAUGAA
Messenger RNA from Culex pipiens pallens (northern house mosquito), 1737 nucleotides. Its product is annotated as UDP-glycosyltransferase UGT5-like. NCBI's taxonomy places the organism in Eukaryota, Metazoa, Arthropoda, Insecta, Diptera, Culicidae. The transcript has 2 exons. Gene Ontology annotation, molecular function: UDP-glycosyltransferase activity. The coding region runs from base 57 to 1622 and encodes 521 amino acids. The record is from RefSeq and is a predicted model, not a curated record.